AUGGCGGACAAGUCUGAGUUUCAGCUUAGGUUCUCGGAUCCCCUGAAGGACAAGUACCAGGAACCCCCGCAGUACUCUCUCGUUGAACUGCCACCAGAAUUGUCGAGCUCCUUUCGAUACGGGGACGAGUUGAUGAUGAUGCUGUACUUUGCACCUCUUGUCUCGAAUGCUGGACCCGACGCCCAACAGUCGACAGAUUCUGCACCCGACUUACUUGAGCCCAGUGAAACCAACACGCUAGUGAUUUCCGGAGAGGUCUCAGAGAUACUUGAGCUUGUUCCUACUGUACCGCGUUUGGAGAAGCUCCUUCAUCAUCUUAAGGGCUGCGAGUGGAACGACGACGAGUCGGAUGAAGAAACUUACGAAAGUAAUGUUAAUGAUCCAUUACGAAGGCGAAGGGUAACUUUGGAUGAACUACGAAAUAUCGUGCAAGCUAGUGAUUCGGAGCUUGAAGAUGGUUUACGAAAAGCUAGGGUUUUAAAUCUUGGGGGCACAUUGCGACCACUGCCUAUAUCCAGUCUCACGGAAAUUCUGGUCACCCUUCUACUUACGAUUGGUUCUACUGGUCUGCCGCGGCCACCAAAGCCCAUUCCACUCGUUAAGUUGAUACAGAAUAUUGAAGAUGAAUUUCAAGUCAACCCAGACGUCAUGGAACACAUUGCCAGCUGGUAUGGGACUGUUAAUGGAGAGGGUGACAAGCGUAUGUGGGAGGCAGAUAUGAAAGCCAUAGUAGGAGAAAUAGGCGUUGGAAUACUCCGUAGGGCCGAAGAUGCUGUUGAAGAAAUCGAAUUUAUAGAACGAUGGAAAGAACAAGUCGGGGACAUGUUUACAGAGCAUAUAGAUAUCGCUCUGUUAGACGGUAACUACUUGUCAACGCCCCUCCCUCACACAAAAUAUGGGGAACCUUCAAGUACACUACUAUAUUACCCACGUUCAGCACUGCCAACCGAUGCGGCCCAAAGGUUUCAAACAUUGUUCCUAACUCGCCCGAAAUGGAAGGCGGAAGAUAUCGCAAUUUACCUUGAAGACAUCGCAGUGGAUAAGAAGGAACGGGAUCGUCUGAUGCUCAAGUACACCAGACAAAUAACGGAGCCAGAUGGUGUCUGGGUCACCGCAAGGGUACGGUACUAG
Molecule: messenger RNA, 1131 nt
Organism: Rhizoctonia solani
Lineage: Eukaryota; Fungi; Basidiomycota; Agaricomycetes; Cantharellales; Ceratobasidiaceae
Exons: 6
Coding region: 1-1131 (376 amino acids)
Biological process (GO): maintenance of mitotic sister chromatid cohesion; mitotic sister chromatid cohesion
Cellular component (GO): Ctf18 RFC-like complex; nucleus; chromatin
Source: RefSeq, a predicted model, not a curated record